Sclerotinia borealis F-4128 is the source of this 1599-nucleotide messenger RNA. The record is from the annotation of a GenBank genome assembly. Lineage: Eukaryota; Fungi; Ascomycota; Leotiomycetes; Helotiales; Sclerotiniaceae.
AUGUAUAUCUUUUCUCUCUUCCUAAACAUUGGCAUUUUUGCCUUGUUUCUAAAAUGCGUUUCUAUAUACCAUACCAAGCGAAGGCGUCGUCAAGAGGCCGAACGACAUGGCUGUGCACCGCCCCCGACAGUAUAUGGAUUCGAUCCGUUCGGUAUCAUGAGCGUGAUCAAUGCAGCGAGAGCAAAUCGUGAGGGGAGAAGUCCACGAUGGUUCAUGGAACUUAUGGAUAGGGUGUCACCGGAUACAUUGACGAUAAGAGGGCAGAUUUUGGAUACCGAGAUUAUCAUUACGAGGGAUCCAUCAUUGGUACAAUUUAUUCUACAGACGGAGUCGCAUAAAUGGGAGAUUGGAGCACAGAGGAGGGAGAUCUGGAGCCCGUUGCUUGGCGAUGGUAUUUUCACUGCUCAAGGUGAUGCAUGGAAACACUCCAGACAACUUGUACGACCCCAGUUCUCCAGAGACAGAGUAUCAGAUCUCGACCUUGAAGAGCGCCACAUUCAAGCGCUGUUUGGUCGUCAAGAACUACAAAACACUGAAACCGGCUGGACAGAAAAAGUUGAUCUCGCCCCUCUAUUUCUCAAUUUAACACUCGACGUCUCAACCGAGUUUCUUUACGGAAAAUCUGUACAUUCCCAAGAUGCAGGCAAUCCGUCCAAGAACGAAAUAGCCAGCCCGAACCCCGUCCAAAAUGUAGACAACCCAGAUUUCCGCACAUUCGGACAUCAUCUUGAUGCCGGAAAAAAAUCAUUAUUCUUGAAGGGAGUCGCUGGUCGCUGGAACGGACUCGUCAAGGGUCGCAACUUCGAUUACCACCGGGACGAAGUCCACCGAAUGGUCGACAAAUUUGUCGAAGGACGCCUCCGCCAAAACGAAGAUGAAGAAAAAAGCCCAGAAUCCAAUUCCGAGAAGAAGUCAUUCUCACUCUUGGAUGAAUUAGCGAAGGUCAAUCAAGAUCCAGUGAGACUUCGCCAUGAAACACUACAAGUGCUCAAUGCAGGCCGUGAUACAACUGGUUCUUUACUCGGCUGGACAUUCUAUUACCUCGCGCGCAACCCCGCCAUCUACUCAAAACUGCGAAGCAUUAUUCUCUCGGCAUUUGGACCAGCUGGCUCAGAGAUCUCAUUCCAAUCUUUACGAUCCUGUAAAUACUUGCAAUAUGUGAUCGAUGAAUCGUUACGUGUAGGAGCACCGGUUCCAAUUAACGAUCGCACAUGCAACGAAGAUACGAUAUUACCACGUGGAGGAGGUUCCGAUGGUACACAACCUAUGUUUUGCCCGGCUGGGUCGAGGGUAUUGUAUUCGACCUAUGCGAUGCAAUAUCGAAAAGAUAUCUGGGGCGAGGAUGCCGAUGAAUUCAAGCCUGAGAGGUGGGAAGGGAGGAGAGCUGGGUGGGAAUUUAUUCCUUUUGGUGGAGGCCCAAGGAAGUGUAUUGGUCAACAAUUUUCCUUGACAGAAGCUUCAUACAUUAUUGUGAGGUUUUUACAAAAGUACGAUCAGAUUGAGAAUUUGGAGAAACCGGGCCCGGUUCUGUAUCAUCACGCUGUCACAAAUCGCAGCAGGAAUGGAGUACAGGUUAGGUUGCAUAGAGCAAGUUCAUGA